UAAAAAGAUAAAAAAAGAAAAGAGUAACGUAUUUUCAGCUUGUCACCGCUGCUCUCAUUUACUAUAGCGACUAUCCUUGAUCUGCAAAGUCAAAGGAGUAGAAGAGAAAACUGCUAAAAAAAGUGACUUGUAAGAAAGGGAAAAGAAGAAGGUAUCAUCAGCUGUUUAGUUUACUGAUACUCAGCAAAGAGACUGCCCGAGUGGAAAAGAAGCUGCUCUUGAAAACAAGCAUAUUGAACAUCCUUGACCAACUGCUUUGCAAUUCAAGUGGAGGCAGUGGAAACAACCUGCUUCUAUGCUUCGUUAACAAUUCGAUAGCAUCAAUAGCAUAAAGAGAGUUUCAUUCCAGUAGCCUCUUUGCUCCAGUCCAUCAAUAUCCUAAGGAGAGGUAAUUUCCUUAUUGAGUUUGAAGCUACUUCCACGCACACCACCCAAAAAAAAAAAAGACAACAAAACAAAAAGGAGAAGGGGAGAGAGAUAUUGAAACGAGAAUGGCCAUUGUUAGUGUGGUUGUCGCUAUAAUUGUUGCGAUUGCUACUAUGGUUUCAGGAGAAAUUGUCAAUUGUAUUGGACAGUGGCUCAUUGAGAACAUGCUUAAACCAGUUGGACAGUUGCUCAUCGAGAAACUGGUUAAACCAAUUGAACAGUGGCUUGGUUAUUUGUUUCACUACAGCAGCAACAUUGAGAAUAUGAAGGAACAGGUAAAGAAGUUGAGGGACGUUAGAGAAAGGGUGCCACUGCCGCAUUCGGUUGAUGCUGCUAAAAGAAACAUUGAAGAAAUUGAAACCGAUGUUAACAAGUGGUUAGAAAAUGCGGAUUUGAUUAUGGGAAAGGCGGAGGAAGUUAUUGAAGAUGAAGAAAAAUCAAAGAUGAGGUCUUCCUCUGCGAUAUGCCUGAACUUGAAGCAACGACAUCAGCAAAGUAAGAAAGCAAAGAAGAUAGUGCAAGACAUCGAUGAAGUCUUGAAAAUUUGGAGAUCUAAUAAGGUUUUCCAUAUGGAUUACAUGAACUUUGGGUCAAGAAUGGUAACAGUGAAGGAACUUAUGGUGGCAUUGGGAGAUGCUAAUUUCAACAUGAUUGGGGUGUGGGGGAUGCCGGGUGUGGGAAAGACUACAUUGGUUAGAGAAGUUGCUAAGCAAGUCAAGGAAGAAAAGUUAUUCGAUGAGGUAGCUAUAGCAACCGUGACGCAGAGCCCAAACCUAAUAAAAAUACAAGGAGAAAUCGCUGACAAACUAGAUCUAAAGCUUCUUGAUAAGGAAACUUCAAGCGGAAGAGCAGAUCUUCUGAGGGUGAGGUUAACGAAAGACAACAAUAAGAAGAUACUUGUUAUCCUAGAUGAUAUAUGGGAGAAACUUGAUUUGGAUGAAAUAGGAAUUCCUCGUACGGGUUGCAAAGUAGUGGUAACAUCUAGGAAUAGGGAAGUAUUAUCUUCUGAGAUGGGCACCCAAAAGGAUUUUAGACUUGAAGUUUUACUCAAAGAAGAAGCAUGGUGUUUAUUUGAGAAAUUAUUAGGUGAUUCUCUCGUGGAUUCAAAUUUGCGAUCUAAAGCAAUUGAGGUAUCCACAGCGUGUGCAGGUCUACCUCUCGCACUUGUAACUGUUGCAAAGGCAUUAAAAAACAAGCGUUUGUUUGAAUGGGAAGAUGCCCUACAAAAACUACGGAGGCCCGCCCCUCGAAACCAGAAAAGAAUGCAAGAAGUUAUAUAUUCUGCGAUAAAGUUGAGUUACAAUCACCUUGAAAGUCCAGAGCUCAAAUCGUUCUUUUUGUUUUGUGCUCAAAUUCAAGGGUUUUCUUCCAUUUUUUAUCAAGACGUGUUAAAAAAAUGUUUUGGGCUGCGUUUAUUUCAUGGCAUUAGUACAUUGGAAGAAGCAAGAAAUAGGACAUAUACUCUGGUUCGUAGCCUCAAAGACUCUGGCUUGUUGUUAGAUGCUCCUGAUACUAUUGAUCAUUUUCGUAUGCAUGAUCUUACUCGUGAUGCCGCCCUCUUUGUUGCAUAUGAGACUGAAAAUGUGUUGGUGAUGAGGGACGAGGGUCUAGUAGAAUGGCCAGAUGAGGACGAUAUGAAAAUGUGCACAGCAAUCUUUGUUUCUAAUAGGAAUAUUUAUGAACUUCCUGACAGGUUGGAAUGUCCAGAACUGAGAUGCUUAGAUGUGUAUGCCAAAGAUCGAGAGGGUUCUUUUAAAAUUUCAGACACAUUUUUUAAAGGGAUGAGAAAGCUAAAAGUUUUAGAUUUGACUUAUAUGCGAAUUUCAUCACUUCCUUCCUCACUUAAGCUACUUACAAACUUGCGAACAUUGUGUCUGGAUCAAUGUGUGUUGGGAGACAUAGCUAUGAUUGGAGAGAUGAAAAAUUUAGAAAUUCUUAGUCUUAUUUACUCCGAAUUUAAACAAUUGCCAAGAGAAAUUGGGCUUUUGACUCAUUUACGGAUGUUGGAUUUGAGCAAUUGUGAGAAACUUGAAGUGAUUCCAGCCAACGUCCUAUCAAGCUUGAUACUUUUGGAAGAGUUAUAUGUCGGCAACAGCUUCACUCAGUGGGAGGUUGAAGGACUCAACAAUGAAAGAGCUAGCCUUGCAGAGCUAAAGCAUUUAUCACGACUAAGCACUUUAGAAGUACACAUUCCAGAUGCCAACAUGAUGCCAAAAGAUUUGUUAUUUGAGAAGUUGAAAAGAUUCAAAAUAUUUAUAGGAGAUGUUUGGGAUUGGUCUGACAAUCAUGAAGACUCGAGAAUACUAAAGCUCAAGCUGAAUGCACGCUUUCAAUUGGAGAGUGGGAUCAAAAUAUUUUUUAAUGGAAUAGAAGAUCUGUGUUUGGAUGAGUUAAAUGGUGUAAAGAGUAUUGUAUAUGAAUUGGAUAUGAAAGGCUUCCAACAACUAAAGCAUCUCCAUGUCCAAAACAAUGCUGAGAUUAAAUAUAUCAUCCACUCAAGGGGGUUGGUUAUUGAUGAUGUUGUAUUUCCUGCCUUAAAGAUAUUUUCUCUCAAAAACAUGAUCAACUUGGAAGGAAUAUGUGAUGCCCAACUUCCCUUGACAUCCUUUCGUGACAUAAGAAUUAUUGAAGUGGAACAUUGUGAGAAACUGAAAUUUGUCUUCUCAUCAUCCAUAGCUAAGGGUCUUUCACAACUUCAAGAAUUGAAGAUAAAAGAAUGCAACAUCAUGCGAGCAAUAGUUGUUAAAGAAGAUGGUGAUGAACUUGAAGAUAGAGAUAUGAUAUUGUUCCCUCAACUACGUCACUUGAAACUACGAUGUCUUCCAAAGCUCAUGAGCUUCUUAAGCACACAGAAUUCUAUCAUAACUGAUGUUGGAGAAAUCAUUCACGAGGGUGCGCUGGAUUUUCAGGACAUCCCACAUACAGGCAUGCAACCUCUCUUUAAAGAAGAGGUUGUGUUCCCCAACUUGGAAACGUUGGAACUGUCCUCUAUACACUCUGAAGAGAUGCUACUUCACAACCAACAUCGGGCAAGCUCCUCUUUCAAAUUAACAGACCCGAGAUUUCAAAAUUUGCGAAACUUGACCGUGAAAGGCUCUGGCAAUUUAAAAUACCUAUUGUCUUCUUCUACAGCGACAUUUAUGAUUCAGCUCAAAUAUCUUGACAUUGAGGACUGUAAGGUAAUGGAAGAGGUACUACUCACAGAAGACUUAGGAGAAGAAGAAAUAAUUCCAAAGGUGUUGUUCCCUCGACUGGAAGACCUGAUUCUAAAAGAUCUUCCAGUCCUCAAAAGAUUCUGCGUAGGAAGCAAUAUCAACUUUCCAUCAUUGAAGGAUAUGGUGAUAGAAAAAUGCCCUAAAUUGGAGUCAUUCAUAUUCAAACCUGUUAGUUCAGGCAUGACAUUGAGCAAAGAACUUAAGGAAGUGAAUUCAGAGGAGAUCUCUCAAAUUGCCACGCAACCUCUCUUCAACGAAGAGGUUGCAUUCCCUAGUUUGGAAAAAUUGUAUUUGGAUCAAUGUGUGUUGGAAGACAUAGCUAUGAUUGGAGAGCUGAGAAAUUUACGGAUUUUGAAUUUGAGAAAUUGUACCAAACUUAAAGUGAUUCCACCAAAUGUCCUAUCAUGUUUGAUACAAUUAGAAGAGCUAUAUGUCGGCAAUAGCUUCACUCAGUGGAACGUUGAAGGACUCAACAAUGAAAGAGCUAGUCUUGCAGAGCUAAAGCAUUUGUCACGACUAAGCACUUUAGAAGUACACAUUCCAGAUGCCAACAUGAUGCCAAAAGAUUUGUUAUUUGAGAAGUUGAAAAGAUACAAAAUAUUUAUAGGAGAUGUGUGGGAUUGGUCUGACAAACAUGAAAACUCAAGAGUACUAAAACUCAAGCUGAAUACAUGCAAUCAGUUGGAGAGUGGGAUCAAAAUGUUGUUUAAUGAAAUAGAAGAGCUGUGUUUGGACGAGUUAAAUGGUGUUAAGUGUAUUGUAUAUGAAUUGGAUAUGAAAGGCUUCCAACAACUAAAGCAUCUCCGUGUCCAAAACAAUGCUGAGAUUAAAUAUAUCAUCCACUCAACGGGGUUGGUUAUUGAUGUUGUAUUUCCUGCCUUAAAGAUAUUUUCUCUCAAAAACAUGAUCAACUUGGAAGGAAUAUGCGAUGCCCAACUUCCCUUGACAUCCUUUCGUGACAUAAGAAUUAUGAAAGUGGAACACUGUGAGAAACUGAAAUUUGUCUUCUCGUCAUCCAUAGCUAAGGGUCUUUCACAACUUCAAGAAUUGGAGAUAAAAGAAUGCAACAUCAUGCGAGCAAUAGUUGUUAAAGAAGAUGGUGAACUUGAAGAUAGAGAUAUGAUAUUGUUCCCUCAACUACGUCACUUGAAACUACAAUGUCUUCCAAAGCUCCUGAGCUUCUUAAGCACACAGAAUUCUAUCAUAACUGAUGUUGGAGAAAUCAUUCACGAGGGUGAGCUGGAUUUUGAGGAGAUCCCACAUACAGGCAUGCAACCUCUCUUUAAUGAAGAGGUUGCAUUCCCCAAUUUGGAGAAAUUAAUAAUCUCCCAUAUGCCUAACCUGAAAAUUAUAUGGCAUGACAAAUUUGCCCCUGGCUCUUUUACAAAGCUUCAGUCCAUGAAGGUUCAAUUCUGUGAAAAUCUUAUGAAAAUCUUCCAAGUUAAUAUGCUGUCAAGAUUCCAGAGCUUGGAGUCCCUUGUAGUAGAUGAUUGUGGUUCGGUACAAGAAAUAUUUGAACUACAAGGGCAAGAGGUUAUGGAAACACAUGCAAUAAUAGUGACUCAAUUGAAAAUUUUAUUUAUGCGUCGUCUACCGAUGUUGAAGCGUGUAUGGAAUAAGGACCCCCAGGGAACUUUCUCCUUUCAAAAUAUAAAGAAAAUAGAAGUUAUGGGGUGUGAGAGUUUGACGACUUUGUUUCCAACCUCAGUGGCCAGACGUCUCAAGCAACUGGAAGAUCUUCGAAUAGGUGAAUGUGGGAUUGAGGAAAUUAUAGAACAGGAAGAAGAUGCAAAAGAAGAGGCCAGGUUCAAGUUCCCUAAAUUGACUCUCUUGAUACUUCGACCGUUGCCAAAACUCAAGUGGUUUUACCGGGGGGUGCAUACUUCAGAAUGGCCGUUAUUGAAAACCUUGGAGGUGUCUGGAUCAAAUAAAAUUCAAAUAUUUGCUUCAAAAGAAUUUAGAAUUGAAGAACCAGAUGAGCAGAGUCAACUAGAGACAUCCAUUCAACAACCACUUUUCUUGGUUGAAGAGGUUGCAUUCCCCAAUCUGGAGACAUUGACAAUCUCCUAUAUGCCUAACCUGAAAAUUAUAUGGCAUCACAAAUUUGCCCCUGGCUCUUUUACAAAGCUUCAGUCCAUGGCGGUUCAAUUCUGUGAAAAUCUUAUGAAAAUCUUCCAAGUUAAUAUGCUGUCUAGAUUCCAGAGCUUGGAGUCCCUUGUAGUAGAAGAUUGUGGUUCAGUACAAGAAAUAUUCGAACCACAAGGGCAAGAAGUUACAGAAACACAAGCAAUAACGGUGACUCAGUUGAAAAAAUUAUUUAUGCAUCGUCUACCAAAGUUGAAGCGUGUAUGGAAUAAGGACCCCGAAGGAACGUUCUCCUUUCCAAAUCUAGAAAAAAUAAGUGUUUGGGAAUGUGAGAGUUUGAAAAGUUUAUUUCCAACCUCAGUGGCCAGAUGUCUCAAGCAACUGGAAGAUCUUCGAAUAGUUGAAUGUGGGAUUGAGGAAAUUAUUGAACAAGAAGAAGGUGCAAAAGAAGAUGCCAGGUUCGUGUUCCCUAAAUUGACUUUCUUGGUGCUUCGACAGUUGCCAAAACUCAAGUGGUUUUACCAAGGGGUGCAUACUUCAGAAUGGCCGUUAUUGAAAACCUUGGAGGUGUAUGGAUCAAAUAAAAUUCAAAUAUUUGCUUCAAAAGAAUUUGGAAUUGAAGAACCAGAUGAGCAGAGUCAACUAGAGACAUCCAUUCAACAACCACUUUUCUUGGUUGAAGAGGUUGCAUUCCCUAGUUUGGAAACAUUGACAAUCAUGCACAUGGAGAACUUGAAAAUCAUAUGGCAUGAUCAAUUAGCUGAAGAUUCCCUUUUCAAGCUUCAAUCUCUAAUUGUUGGAUACUGUGAAAAUCUUGUGAACGUCUUUGAAUCUAAUAUGCUGACAAGAUUCCAAAGUCUAGAGACACUUGUAGUACGUUAUUGUGGUUCACUACAGGAAGUGUUUGAACUUCAAAGGCUCGAUGUUAGAGAAUCACAUGUUGUGACAGCCAUUCCGUUGAAAAGAUUGAAUUUGCAUUGCCUACCGAAAAUGAAGCAGGUAUGGAAUAAGGACCCCCAAGGUAUUUUCAGCUUUCCAAAUCUACAAGUAGUAAGUGCUUGGGAAUGUGAGAGUUUGCAAAGUUUGUUCCCAGCAUCUGUGGCUAGAUGUCUCAUGCAAUUGGAGGAUCUUCGGAUAGUUGAUUGUGGAGUGGAGGAAAUUGUUUCACGGGAAGAAAUUGCAGAAGCAGCAGCAAGAUUUGUUUUCCCUAAAGUAACUCUCCUAUUUCUUCGUAAUUUGCCAAAGCUCAAGUGGUUUUGCCGAGGGGUGCAUACUUCAGAAUGGCCAUUGCUAAAAGAAUUGGAGGUGUCUAAAUGUGAUCAAAUUGAGAUAUUUGCUUCAAAAAUUUUGAACUUUCAAGAAACAGUUGAACAGAGCCAACUAGAGACCUCCACUCAACAACCCCUUUUCUUGGUUGAAGAGGGUACAUUAUUCCCUAACUUGGAGUUGUUGGCAUUGGGUGGAAAUUUGAAGAUGAAGGAGAUGCAAUGUGACCAACUUUUGGAAGAGUGCUUUUACAAAUUAAAAUACCUUUCCAUAAUUGGCUAUCUAGCUGUUUCUGAUUGGAUUAAUUUUCUAAAAAGAUUACACAGUUUGGAGACACUUUUGUUGAGGCUUACUUCUUGGGAAGAAAUAUUCCCAUAUGAACAACUUUUUGACCAGGAAAAUAAUGCUACAAUACUCGCACAACUUCGAGUACUAGAGCUAUAUGAACUACCAACGUUAACACAUUUGUGGAAAGAAGACAGCCAACCAAGCCCAAUUUUGUAUAAUCUGGAAAAUCUAAGAGUGUCAUUUUGUGACAAACUGAAAAUUUUAGUACCAUCAUCAAUAUCUUUCCAAAAUUUGACAAUUCUGGAAAUACAAAAAUGUCAUGGAUUGGUUAACUUAGUUACAUCAUCAACAGCCAAAAGUUUGGUACAGCUCAAAAAAAUGAGUGUAAGUGAAUGUGAAAGGAUAACAGAAGUUGUAGUAGGAGAGGGAGGUGAAGCGAGUGAGGUGAUUACUUUCACCCAGUUGAUAUACUUAAAACUUGAUUCCUUGCCAAACCUUGCAAGCUUUUGCUCUGAAAGUUAUUCUUUCAAUUUCCCAUCUUUGAAAGGAGUAAUUGUGAGGCAGUGCCCUGAAAUGAAGACUUUCUCUUAUGGAGCUUUAGCGACACCAAAGCUAAAAAAAGUACAAGCAACACAAGAAGAUAAAUGGCAUUGGAAGGUUGACCUGAAUACUACCAUACAUUGGCUCGCUCAAUAGUUCAUUGAAGAAAGGGUUCAGAAUUCUAAAGAAGGAGAUCAUCCAAAAUAUGCAACAGCGGGAAUGAGGCUUGGAAUUGUAAUUUGUGGUACUUGGGAUCAUGUUUCUUUCUCCUAAAAUCAUUUGCUCAGAGGGUCGUUAUCCCCAUGGUUAUGGAAAAUCAGUAGAGUUCAUCCAUUUGUUGUUUAUUCUGCUAUUGUAUCUUUAUUUUCUUGUUUUGCCAUGUUGAGUAGUAGUAGCAGUACUACUACAUUUUAUUUCUAUGAUACAUUUCUCUUUGGAGUGUUAUAAACUACCUCUUCUUGGUGCAAAAAGAACAUAUGGCUAUUUGAAUGAAGUUGUACAUACAUGCUAUUA
Quercus robur (English oak) is the source of this 8333-nucleotide messenger RNA. RefSeq lists its product as uncharacterized. Lineage: Eukaryota; Viridiplantae; Streptophyta; Magnoliopsida; Fagales; Fagaceae. The record is from RefSeq and is a predicted model, not a curated record. The transcript has 12 exons. Bases 492 to 7976 code for a protein of 2494 amino acids. Gene Ontology annotation, molecular function: protein binding; ADP binding; ATP hydrolysis activity.